Catharus ustulatus (Swainson's thrush) is the source of this 1664-nucleotide messenger RNA. RefSeq names its product CAP-Gly domain-containing linker protein 3-like. The transcript is spliced from 14 exons. Gene Ontology annotation, cellular component: nucleus; cytoplasm; microtubule plus-end. Gene Ontology annotation, biological process: cytoplasmic microtubule organization. Lineage: Eukaryota; Metazoa; Chordata; Aves; Passeriformes; Turdidae. Gene Ontology annotation, molecular function: microtubule plus-end binding. Bases 49 to 1638 code for a protein of 529 amino acids. The record is from RefSeq and is a predicted model, not a curated record.
CGCACUGCGCCGGGCCCAUCCCGCGGCCGCGGACCCGCCGGCCUCGCCAUGACCAAGGAGCGCGGGGGGGACCCCCCUGCGGGGGGGACGCCGCCCCCAGACCCGCCCAGCCCGGUGGUGGAGCGGCGCAAGAAGCCGAUGGUUCAUCCUGCAGCCCCCGCCCCCCUGCCCAAGGACUACGCUUUCACCUUCUUUGACCCCAACGACGCGGCGUGCCGGGAGAUCCUGCUGGACCCGCGCACCACGGUGCCGCAGCUCUUCGCCAUCCUGCGCCAGUGGGUGCCGCAGGUGCAGCACAGCGUGGAUGUCAUCGGCAACGAGAUCCUGCGGCGCGGCUGCCACGUGGACGAUCGGGACGGGCUGACGGACAUGACCCUGCUGCACUACGCCUGCAAGGCCGGGGCGCACGGCGUCGGUGACCCCGCGGCCGCUGUCCGUCUGUCCACCCGGCUGCUGGCGCUCGGCGGUGACGCGGGGCUGCGCAGCCGCUGGACUCACAUGAACGCGCUGCACUACGCCGCCUACUUCGAUGUGCCCGAGCUCAUCCGCACCCUGCUGCGCGCCGCGGCCCCCCGAGUUCUUCACUCGACCUGCAGCGAUUUCAGCCACGGCACCGCGCUGCACAUCGCGGCCUCCAACCUGUGCCUGGGGGCGGUGCGGUGCCUGCUGGAGCACGGGGCGGACCCCGCCCUGAGGAACAGCAAGGGCCAGGUGGCGGCCGAGGUGGUUCCGGACCCCACGGACAUGGCCCUGGACCGGGCCGAGGCGGCCGAGGCUGCGCGGGAGCUGCGGCGGCUGCUGCUGGACGCGGUGCCGCUGAGCUGCAGCCUGCCCCGCGUCACCCUGCCCAACUACGACAACCUGCCGGGGACACUGAUGCUGCUGUGCCUGGGGCUGCAGCUGGGGGACAGGGUGCGCCUGGACAGCGGGAAGGUGGGCACGCUGAGGUUCUGUGGCACCACGGCCUUCGCCAGCGGGCAGUGGGCCGGGGUGGAGCUGGACGAGCCCGAGGGGAAGAACGACGGCAGCGUGGGGGGGGUGCGGUACUUCAUCUGCCCCCCCAAACAGGGUAUCUUCGCCUCGGUGUCCAAGAUCUCCAAGGCCGAGGAGCCGCCCCCGGCGCCGUCGCCCCCCCCGAGCCCCCCGGGACCCCCGGCCCGAGCCCCCCACAAACCCCGCAAGGACAAGAGAGGGUCCCGGAAGCGCGCCGGGGCGUGGCUGGACCGCGAGGGCCGGCGCGUGGCCCCGGGGGACGCGGUGCUGGUGGCCGGGCAGCGCCAGGGCCGCGCUCGAUUCUACGGACGCACCGACUUCGCCCCCGGGUACUGGUUCGGGGUGGAGCUGGACUCUGCGGGGGGCAAACACGACGGCUCCGUGUUCGGGGUUCGUUACUUCAGCUGCGCCCCCAAACACGGCGUGUUCGCUCCGCCCUCCCGCGUCCAGAGGAUCGGGGGUCCCAAGGAGGAGCCCGGGGACGGCAGCGCCGAAAAGAAGGCGGAGCCAGUCACAGUGUCACAGCCCAAGCGCAAUUUCCCGGCCGUGCGAACCCCCAAGGACAUCACGUCCGAGAGCUCCUUCUCCAGGUUACUCUUCUGCUGCUGGUUCCCGUGGAUGCUCCGGGCCGAGAUGCAAUCCUAACCCCCCCUCCCCCCUCCCCUCCCCCC